AUGCUGUCUCUAUCCUUCGGCGACGAUGAAGACGCACUUGACUUGGAAAUACCGCCGACCGACCUUGAGAUCUCCAUACCCGCCAUUCCUGAUGAUGCUAUCCUCGGCAGGGCCCGAGAUGAAUGGUCCUUCCUGCCUUCACCCGAAUAUUUUGGCCAUGAUCGAGACCCCACUUUGCAGACUUUCCUCCGAAAGCUCUACAUCGAGUCUUCUCCAUCAAUGAACGAUAAAGAAGGCCCAAUACUACCAUGCCACUUCGUGCCCUUCGGCCCGAGCAAGAAUUUCCAUGGCCGACACAAUGCUCUGACGGCUAUUGAGGAAGCGUUACUUCCUGAAUCUUUGUCCGCCUCUAACUCAGCGCUUGCGACCAAAGGCGAGACCAAUCCCAGGACCUUUGCCAUCUGCGGUCCUGGCGGAAUGGGCAAAACACAGGUAGCCAUCGAGUUCGUAUCGCGCCAUCGCGACAAAUUCGAUGCUGUCUUCUGGGUCCAUGCUAAUGACACGUCGAAGCUCGCGCAAGACUUCAACGAGAUCGCACUCAAGCUGGGCCUAGUCUCCAAAAGCUCGACUGACUUGAGAGAUUCUACAUACACGCGCAAGCUGGUGAGGAGAUGGCUGGUUGAGCCGUUGAAAAAUGUGAAGAACAAGGAGUCAGAUCUCGCAUCGUGGUUGCUUGUAUACGAUGGCAUUGAGGUCUCAAAUACUAUCAACGACUACUGGCCCUACGACGGUCCGGGGUCUAUACUCAUUACCAGUCGAAGCCCCUUUUCGUGGACUGUUUGCUGGCAUCUCAUCCCUUUCACACCUGCAGAAGCCACAGAGUUUCUUCUCAAGGUCACCCAAAGGAAAGGGGAUGCGCCAACUCGUGCUUCUGCUGCGGCUGUCAGUCAGAGAUUGGGUGGCCUUCCACUUGCACUAGCGCAGAUGGCCAGCGUGAUCAAGUAUCGAAACAUGACUUUCGAUCAAUUCACCCAAGCCUACAACGAAAGAGAGUCCCGACAAGAGCUUCUUGAAGCAACUCCCGACACUAACCUGCGUGGUCCGGGGUACGAACACAACCUCGCUUCAGUAUGGGCACUGGAGAAUCUCAAAUACGGAGCUACUCUGCUCAAUGCUUUGUCUAUGCUUGACUAUGACGGAAUAACAGAGCGUCUACUCAGUGAAAACCUCGGAAAAGUGGACCUCCCUGGCUUCCCUUCGACACUGGAAGACUAUCGAAUGGCAAAGGAUGAGCUUCUCCAAUCAUCUCUCAUCACCACCAACAGGUCACAAAAGAAGUUCUUUGUCCACAGAACAGUCCAGGAUGUUGCGCGAACGAGAAUGAGCAAUAAACAAUUCCGGGACACUUUCAUGGCAUGCGUGCGGAUGGUCGCUGCACUCUGGCCAUUCGAGUCCUUUACUUGGCGCCACGGAGUCGGGAGGUGGUGGGCUUGUGAGGAACUCUUUCCUCACGUGUUGAAAUUGAAAGAUCUUGGCAAUCGCACAGUACCAUCAGAGGAUGACCUGCCUGGUGACUACGGCUUUGCCAAGCUACUCAUUGAUGCAGGAUGUCACUACCUUCACGACAUGCGGGCCGCGUUGGCUGAAAUAACGCAUAAUCGCGGCUGCAUUGCAUCGGAGACAAAUGAGCCGUCAGUAGCGCUCGCGCAUUUCUCGAACUUCAACUCAAUGAUGGUAGCUGAGUUUGAGGCCAAGCCGCAGCUGCUACAGCGUGACAUGCGAUUAGCUAUCAGCUGGAACGAAUUGGGCAAUGCGCACAUGCUGAGUCGGCAAUGGGCACUGGGAGAAGAAUGCUACAAUCGCUCCAUCGAGACGAUGCGCCGCCUCGCCUUCUUCAAGGAAACUAACCUCUCCCCUCCCGUCGUAAACCUCAGCUUGUCUUUCUGGUUGCAGGGUAAGCUUGAUGCCGCUCUCGAUUACCUUGUCGCCGGCUUGCGCGAGCGCGAGAUGGCGUUUGGAAAUGACGACCGCGAGAGCUUUUUCACUGGCAGAUUCUUGCACGCCUUGGGCAACAUCAAGGCGGAGCUGGGAAAGAAAGAAGAGAGCUUCAUGUUCCAUCGCAAGGCGCUGCUGCAUUACAAGAGCACGCUGGGCAACAACCAUCAUCGAACGGCGGAUGUGUGCGUCAAGGUAGCCGAACAUUCGAUCAGGUUGAAGCAGAAGGACACAGCUAUGGCGUUGCUCGACCAUGCACUCAAAGCAUACAGCAACAGCGAGACGUAUGUCCCAGAAAAGGCGCGAGCACAGUUCAAGCGCAGCCAAGUGCUGAAGAUGAUGCAAAACAAGACUGAUGCAGACGAGGCUCUACAAGAGGCUGUGGAUUUAUAUUAUGAAGCUGCGGGUAAACAGGAAAACACGAAGAGGAAGAAAGCUGAAGAGUUGGUUGAUCAGGAUUUCGUCGAGUUGAUCGCAUUCUGGUCGAGGUAG
Lasiodiplodia theobromae is the source of this 2427-nucleotide messenger RNA. Its product is annotated as Tetratricopeptide-like helical protein. Lineage: Eukaryota; Fungi; Ascomycota; Dothideomycetes; Botryosphaeriales; Botryosphaeriaceae. The coding region runs from base 1 to 2427 and encodes 808 amino acids. The transcript has 4 exons. Gene Ontology annotation, molecular function: protein binding; ADP binding. The record is from RefSeq and is a predicted model, not a curated record.